CCCAGCCCCGCCCGGCCCGGCCCAGCGCAGCCCCGGGGGGUCGAGCGGCGCCGCGCAGCCGGCCGGCUCGGUCGCGACGGGAGGGGACGGGUCGGGACGGGACGGGACGGCACGGCACGGCAGCAGAGCGCCGGGGUGACGCGGCGAGGACGCGGCAGAGUCUGGUUUGCAAACCACUCUCCUGAAUUAAUAUGCGAGGCUUGCUGGAGCUGGGGGUACAGAGAGCCUGCCCAGAGGAGUGCUUGGAGGAACGUGACUUGAUCUCCCUCUUGUGGAAACUUAUUGGAACUAAAUUGUCGUGAUACUAAAGAAGAAAAGUCCAGCAUUGUCAGACAUGAUGGCAGCAGUUACUAUGACACCUGAUGCUCUUGUCAGCUCACAAGGAACUGAAGAGAUGGACUCUCUGAUCGUACUGCAUUAUAAUUACACAGGAAAGCUUAUUUUAAGGGAAAAGGCAACUGAUAACAUAGACCUGCCCACUAUUGCAUUUCUGAUCCUAUGUAGCUUCAUAGUCCUGGAAAACUUGAUGGUGUUGAUUGCCAUAUGGAAAAACAACAAAUUUCACAACCGCAUGUACUUUUUUAUUGGCAAUCUAGCUCUCUGUGAUCUUUUAGCCGGGAUUGUUUACAAAGUAAACAUUCUUAUGUCUGGAAAGAAAACUCUGAGCUUGUCCUCCACAAUCUGGUUUAUUAGGGAAGGCAGCGUGUUUGUUGCCCUGGGAGCCUCCACUUUCAGCUUGCUAGCAAUCGCUAUUGAGCGGCAUUUGACCAUGAUCAAAAUGAGGCCUUAUGAUGCGAAUAAAAAAUACAGAGUGUUCCUUCUCAUUGGUACAUGCUGGCUUAUUGCGAUUGCCCUGGGUGCCUUACCCAUCCUUGGUUGGAACUGUAUAAACAACUUACCAGAUUGCUCAACAAUUUUGCCUCUGUACUCCAAGAAGUAUGUUGUGUUCUGCAUUAGUAUCUUCAUAGCCACUUUGGUUGCCAUUGUCAUCCUUUAUGCCCGUAUCUACAUCCUGGUAAAGUCCAGCAGUCGCAAUGUCGCUAACCACAAUAACUCGGAGCGGGCCAUGGCACUCCUUAGGACUGUCGUGAUCGUUGUUAGUGUCUUCAUUGCCUCUUGGUCUCCGCUGUUCAUCCUGUUCCUCACUGAUGUGGCCUGCAGAGUCAAGGAGUGCUCUAUAUUGUACAAAGCCCACUGGUUUAUUUCUCUGGCAGUCAUCAAUUCUGCAAUGAACCCCAUCAUCUACACUCUGGCCAGUAAGGAAAUGCGUCGGGCUUUCUUCCGCCUUGUUUGUGGCUGCCUGGUGAAAUCCAAGGUGGCCAGGUCUUUGCCUAUUCAGCACACACCAGAUCAUAGUCGAAGUAAAUCCAGCAGCAGCAAUACCCAGAAGCCAAAGGAAGAUUUCCCACCGAUCAAUGUUCCCCCGUGUAUUGCUGAGAAAAAUGAAUCUUCAUUUCACAAUGGAAACUUCUGUAAAUAAAGGACUCCUCGAGUCAAGUACCUUUUUGUGGCUUUUAAAUUUAAACUACAAGUGUUGUUUAAGUAUUGAUGCACUUAAAUCGCAGAGGAAAACACUAACCACUUAUUUAACUUUGAGGACUUAUUUAUCAACAACCAUUUACUUCGAGUGUUCAUUCAGUAAGACACCUGAUUCAGAAAAAACCUUUCAUGUUACCCAACAGCCAGGUCAGAGUCCAUGCACAUUUAAUGACACUGUGCACCAUGAUGGCAUUGCAUGAUGAGCCUGCAUUCGGCACUGCCUGGUCUUGCAAGAUAUCAAUAAAACCUGUUAGAAACUUCAUCAUUCACUAAACACUGAUGAUGAUCGAAAAAUGAGCCCAAUUACUGCUGACUGGGAGAAAAGCUUAUUACAUAUGUUGGUGAUUAUAGUUCUCUAUAUGUAUCUUGCUGUUAUGUUAAUGGCCUUAUAUGUAUGUGGUAUAAAUAGUUGUAUAUUUGUACAAUUCCUUAUUAAAAAGUCAUUGUUUGAUAAAAGUUUACAAUAUGCUAAACAUUGUAUUGAAGUAUACAGUGUAAAGUGACAAAUUAUACAAAUAGAUGUGUUUCAAUGGGGAUAUUUGUAAAUAUAUGAAGUAGGAGAUUUUAACUGAACAAUAUGCUAAACAUUGUAUUGCAGUAUACAGUGUAAGGUGACAAAUUAUACAAAUAUACGUGUUUCGAUGGGGAUAUAUGAAAAUAUAUGAAGUAGUAGCUUUUAACUGACAGAAACUUUAACAUGUCAUAUCAAUGCAGUAUUUUUAUUUUUUCCUCUGUUAUUCAAACUUUUCAUGUUUAGUGAAAGACAUGACAGUUGUCACUGUGGCAUUUCACAAUUUUAAACAAGCAGUAGUAAAUAACCAUUGAGAGAGGCUAUAUAUGUUCACUAUUUAAAGUAGUUAAAAUGUGACCUAACAAUUACAUGCGUAUCAAGUGUAUGUACUGUUUCAAUGUAUAUAUUUUUACAUAUUAUUUCCAGUGUAUUUAAAAAGAUACGUCAAACCUAUGUAAACCUGUGUACAUUAUGAAUGCACUACCUAAUCUGAGAUUCUUCAGUUCUGAAACAGAGACAUAUCAUUUCAGAAAGCAAGGAACCACAACAGAUCUCUGUGGAGUUCCUUCUUUUCUUUCCAGGCGUUACCACAACCUGGGAUUGUGUUAAAAAUUCUCCCUGGGAAGAAGUUCAGCCAGUGGGACAAGAUCCCAUAUUCUGGCAGUGGGACCCUACGCUCCUACCGUCUCCAGGCACUUUUGCAGAUAUAAGAGAGAAGAUGCAGUACAACAGAUCAUGCUGAAGGGUGUAUCUCCAUUUAUAACUGACCCUGCCUUGGAGCUGGAAUGAAAGCCUGUUUAGUUUGGAAGACGUGGAGCCCCACACUUACUCUUUUGAGAGGCUGUUCCAGAGAAACCUGUAUGAAAACAACUUUAUAGUUUGUCACUGAGGCCCUACCAGCUUCAGUACAGGAUGGUGUUCAGCAUCAAAGGGGUUCCCUGAGACCUAGAGCAGUUAGGACUUCAUAAACAUCUCAUUUUAAGUCCCUGUGGAAGUGGCUGGUGGUACUUCCAUCAGUAGUACUUUAUGGCUGGAGGCUUCAGUAGAGGUUAACGGGAAAUUCUGAGACUAGUUCCCAUUGUCCUUCAGUAAAAACGUAAGCAUCUAACUUCAUUGGGCUCUUCCAAAGCUUUGUGUUUAAGUCUCAAACCACACCUUGCCUUAUGUACAAUUUGUAGCUGAGGUGUUUUUAACACACAGCCCGAAAGAGCUCAUCCUUAGCUUUUUACGUGGUCUUAGUCACGUAAAGCAGCAGCAUUAGAUUCUUCUUAAGUAUGUGCAGUGUGUAAGUUGUGUAACGCAUGUAGCAAAAACCUUUACAAUGUGGACGUUUGCUUUGUGAUUAUCUUUUACACGUUAACAGUCUGUCAAUGUUUUACGCUGUUAGAAUAGUGUAAGAACAAAGAAAAACUGUAUUUGAAUGAAAUAACUGUGAAAGAGAGUAGUAAAUGUAAAGUAAUUUCAGCCAAAAAUGUUGAAAAGCAGUGCACUUAGAGAAGAAAAAGCUAAACUAAGCUAAGCAUGAUAUAACUAUAUAAAAUGCAGAUACAGGCUGGGCCAGCAGCUCUGUAGCUUUGUGAGAUGUAGAACUGGUGACACUGAAUUGCCAUGGCUUGCUUGAGUUUUUAGAUCUUACAGUGCUAUUUGGCUGUAUUUUCAGUGUGAAUGUUGUACCCUGAAGUUGUGUCUUUGAAAACAGCUGGCUAAAAUAUUUGUAUACUUCUAAAUAUUAGCUCACAUGGUGGCAUAUGGCAUCAUUCCUUGCUAUUAGAGAGCAGAAAGGCCUUAGCAACACAACGGUUUGAGAAAAAAUUGUGGCUGAGCCCACACCAACUCUCAUGUCAAAGUUGUUAUGUGAUUUUCACUAUUUAGGUGAUUAAAAGUAAUAUUUUAAUAGCCAAAGACCAAGAAUAUGCACAUAAAAAGUGAGUUUUAACAUCUGGAUUCUAGCCUUAGCUAUUGUCAGAGUUGAUGCAAGGUACAAAUAAUGCAAGCAACUCCACUGCUGGAGGCCUCUGUGUGUCAGUACAAAAACCUUUCACUCUACUUUGAUUUCCUUCUCUUAUUUUGGAGCUGUGGGGAUAUUUUGUUAGUUCACUACCCUGCUGCACUUGAAGAGGCUUCUGAGAUUUGUGGGUUCACAUGUAACACUGAUGAUACAAUUUACAGAGUACUUAUGACUGAAGAGGAAAAAACUGUUGUGGAUACAGUCUUCAGUGGAUACAUUCCACUGGGAUGUAUUAGGUAAAGCACAGAUUCUGGAAGACUUCAGAGCAAAAUUUUGAAGUAGGACAAGUCAGGGUCUUAACAGCAGUGGACUGCAGACAACCAGGAAGAUGUCCUAUCACUGAAGCUGGAAAAAUAGGGAGAAUAUCUUCUUUGACUCUAAAAUAUUAGAAAAUUCCUUAAAAUGCAUCCCAUAAUCCAAGCUUUUCAUCAUCUAGGCUGAUUUGAGCAUACAAGAAACUGAAUCAGGUCUCCUUUUCUCAGCUGGUUUUACAUGGAGCGAAAGCUACAAAGGAGACCAACAUUUCAUUCAUACUAUUUAAUGAAUUGGAAUAUUUAUUUUGGUUCUGGAUUACAAAAGAAAUGCAAAUCAAACCACCUAAGGAGAAAAAAAAAGAUUUCACAAAAUGCUUUCCAAUAGUCUUUUAUUGCCAACAGUCUUAUAGAGUAUUUUCAACUCAUGAGGUACCGUAAACAUUUUGAAAACUUUUAAUUAAAUCUCAAACCUUUGAACCAAAGUUGUGUAGCAGUCAUUUUUCAGAGAAUUGUGAAAAAGGUUCUGGCCUUCUAUGGAAAACAUGCAUUUAAUCUGUGGGUGUCGUGCCUGAAAGCACGACCUGUGGGUACACUGUGCAGCUGAAAGCGGUAGGUUCUGCCUCCACCAUCCCUGGAGAUGGAGGAAGGCUUUGCCCCCGACGGGGUCCUCUGGCUCACGGGCUCAGAGGGCUGUGCUCUGGCUGCUCCCUUCAAAAGGCACACCUACGGGGAGCGACCGUCAUUACGGUGUCGCGCUGCCUACGAGGUUUGUCACUUCCAACUGCUCUAGUAAGGAAAUGGGAAACACUUCUGUGUGUGAAGUGCCAGGUGCCAAAACGCUGGGGUCCUGAGAGCAGCCAGUCCACCCCUGCUGAGUGAAGAUGUGCUGGCGUCCACCCCGGGUAGUGCCAUUUAACCCACCAACAUGACCAAGGGCACAGCUCAGCUCCUUGACUUUUCAGGGCAGCUGUGGAUCCCAUGGUUGGCCAAGGCCUGGGGACACCCCCUUCUCAUGGAAAAACCCAUGGAGGGCAAGCACAGCAGCAGUGAUCAGGGGGUUCUGCUUGGCCACCACUGAGCCAUGAGGCUUACCACAGUCCAAAGACCUCCUGGCAUCUGAAGUGGGCUGGUGCCCAUGCAGAGGCAUGCAGCCGUGUGCUGGUACCCAUGGUGAUGCCUUCAGAGCUGCACUUCUUGUCCCCAAGAGCAAUGUAACUUCCCAGGGCAUCCCUAGGAUCAGCUUUUCUCCAAGUGGGUAAGAGGGAAUGGCCUUCGCAAGGAAAUGCUUGGGUGGUGGAGGAAGAGGGUUUGAGGAGCUUCCUUCUGAUGUGGAGCCUUUCUCCUCUCCACAGUACACUAAAUAGCUGCUCUUGCAUGACCUUGUCUUUGCACUCAUUUUCCACGGAAAGACCAUGGGAUGGUCUACCCUUGGCUGCCCUCAACUAUUCAGUGUGCCAAGCAGGAAAGCUAUAUUUUUGGGAGACGGUGUCGGGAGACGGCAUCAUCUGGCCCAGAAAGAGGGCCUGUACGAGUGAUUACUUGCAUUGUGAAAAUGGUAUUUGUCAAAAAUAAACUUGUGAAAAUCAGUGUUGCCUCUGUCAGAGUAAGUUGAACUCCUCUGGUGUAAAGUCAGUGUAACUGAGGUCGAACUCCUUGUGUACCAUUUGGUCACUGACGUUUUUCAUCCCUGUUUCUACUGAGAUGAGUCGUUCACUGACUUACUAAUAUUCAAUAUUCAGGUAAAGUAUUUAUUCUGCUACAAAACAGUCAUCCCUUCAGCUAAAUAAUAAUUAAAAAAAAAGAACAAAUGAACAAAAAAAUCACAAAGAAACAAAAACAAAUUAGGCCAUUAGGGAAUUUGGGCAUAGGAGAACACACUCAAGCCUGCUUUACAUGAAUUUUGAUCUGAUAGUAGUGCUCAUUAUUUUAUUACUUUGGUUAAUCAUAUACAAACUCAAUAAUCAGAAAACAGUUGCAUGACAAUUAUAUUCCAAAUUCUGUUGCUCAAGAAGUUCCUCAGAGACAAAAUUUGCCUCUGUAACCAGAAUACCACAAUCAGCAGACAGGCAAAAACUUGAGAUUCACAAAAUAGGUUGGGAAUAUAAAUGAUCACAAUAUUUCCACAUACAUUAUUUUUCCUGCAAUCCUCAGUUUAAAAUGUUUCUAAAAGUAAUAAAUACUAAUAACAAGAGUACAGUCAAACUCUCUUUUACAGCAAAACAGACAUUUUUUUGUUUUGUUGCUGUUGCCAACAAAAUGCAAAGAAAAACAUUUACCUCAAAAGAAGGAACCUGGCUUUUUUCAAGGUUUAACUCUGCAGGACUUUACUGAGAAGCAGUUACCACACCAAUCCAGCCACAAAGGACACAAAUAUAUACCAAUUAUAAUCUUUACAUUUUUCAUCUAAUAAAAAAUUUCACUUAA
This is a messenger RNA of Tyto alba (common barn owl), 6736 nucleotides long. RefSeq names its product sphingosine-1-phosphate receptor 3 (gene S1PR3). The transcript has 2 exons. NCBI's taxonomy places the organism in Eukaryota, Metazoa, Chordata, Aves, Strigiformes, Tytonidae. Gene Ontology annotation, cellular component: membrane. Gene Ontology annotation, biological process: G protein-coupled receptor signaling pathway. The record is from RefSeq and is a predicted model, not a curated record. Bases 335 to 1480 code for a protein of 381 amino acids. Gene Ontology annotation, molecular function: sphingosine-1-phosphate receptor activity.